GACACAUCAGUUUCGGGCACACUAAGUUCGAUGUGCGAGAUGAAGAAAUGGCGGUUCACUCUUUUACCCUUUCAGUUGAUACUGUAGAGAGUAGAGUUUUUUCUUCAAUUCAUUUCAACUGUGUUGUCUUCUGGAAAUGACACGCAGCAUUUUUUACGUCGCGGUAUCUAGAUUAACCUUAGUGUUCACUGCUUUGUACCUGAUAUCAACAUUUGGAACGCUAUAGGAAAUUUGAUAAACGACGAGAACAGUCGGAUCUGGAGCAUACAUGUAUACGAUAUUCGGAGAGUAGGCCUACAGGUAUUUUACUUGUACACCAAAACGCGGAUAACAUUUUUUCGUUAGGUAAAUAACGACUCUGGAUAACAUUUUUGAGUUAGAUUAAUAUCAACGCGCCGUCGGAUAAGCUUUUCGUUAGACAAAUCACAACGCCGGAUAAAAUUGUUCCGUAAGGUAAAUCACAACGCUGGCGGAUAACCUAUUUUCGCAAGAUACUUGCACAUGUAAAUCAAACCGCCGGAACAUUUUUCCUUCGAAAAACCGCAACACAACUUUUUUGGGCGAACCCCCGAUAAGUUUCUUUGCUCGACUUUCUUGGACUACAAAGUGAUCAUGGAUCCAUUGGAGAAAGCUGCUGAGCAGCAGAAGCAAGAGCAAGAUGUACAAGAGUCGUUCUCUCAGAAAGCGGCUUCAUUUCUCUCCGACAGCAGUGUGGUUCCCCUCACCCGCAUGUACAAAAGCUCCUCAGUUUUUACGAAAUUUGCCUGGUGCGCUACCUUCCUAUUCGCUGUCGGCAUGUUCACUUUCUACAUGGAAUCGAUCAUAAGAACCUAUUUCAAUUACCCGUCUGAAGUUAAUAUCAAGUUGAUGAUUUCUCCAACCCUUGAUUUCCCCGCGAUAACGAUCUGCAAUAUGAACCCAAUACGCUUGAACCAGUUGAUGAAGCACGAGGAAAUUCUAAAGAUGAUAGGAGUGGAAGAUAUUGAUAAGCAAAAGAAUAUGAUGUAUGAACGAUAUGAAGAUGAACAUAGACAUCCGGGUUCAGGCGAAACAGGCACAGCCCCGGGUUCAGGCGAAACAGGCACAGCCCCGGAUCCUGUCGAAACAGGCACAGCCCCGGAUCCUGUCGAAACAGGCACAGCCCCGGGUUCUGUCGAAACAGGCACAGCCCCGGUUUUAGUCGAAACAGGCACAGCCCCAGGUUCAGUCGAAACAGGCACAGCACCGGGUUCUGUCGAAAUAACUACUGCAUUCACAAACCCCGCAGCCGGAUUAGCAACAACCGUCAUUAGUGGCAGUACUACUCCAGAAUACAAACAAUGGGACACGUUGAAGGAAAUGGGUGAAGACAAGGAAAGGGAAUACUUCGGGACGAUGGAUUCGAUGUACAAGUACCAGGCAAAAUUCACCGACUUGGCGGCAGCCCUGGAUGAGGAGGUCGUAGAAGACUUAACCCAUCAAAUAGAAGACUUUAUGAUUUCAUGCCAAUGGCAAGGAUACCCGUGCGCUCCCACGAACUUUACUCAGUUUUUCAAUUUCAAAUACGGCAGCUGCUGGACAUUGAACUCUGUUCUCGGUAGAGGCGACAACUGGACGGCUAAAGCAGCUCCACUGAAGACUAGUUCGACAGGCCCCAGAGCGGGCUUGACGCUUGUAUUGAACGUGGAGCAAUAUGAAUACGUGAAGAGUCUAACCCCCGAGGCUGGCGUAAGAGUUGUUGUUCAUCAACCAAAGGAGAUGCCCUUCCCGGAAGAUGAAGGGUUUGUCGUCUCACCUGGAUUUGCGACAAUGGUUGGCCUCCGACAGAGAAUGAUAACGAGGCUUCAAGCCCCUCAUGGCACCUGCAAAAACAAUGUUGAUUCUAAGACCCUGUAUUCCAAGGAGUUUCAUGUAGACUACACGGUAAACGCCUGCCAAAAGACUUGCCUACAGAAUGCGAUCUACAGGAAGUGUGGAUGCGCUCUUCCAGAUAUACCAGUCCCGAACAGGACGAAUCUCACUAUCUGUGUGAGUGUUGGAGAGCCAAACAAUACUGUUCACGCCGCAAUGGCAAACUGUACAAAAGAUGUCCGAUACCGCUACAGAAGUGGAAACCUCAGGUGCAACUGCCCGCAGUCGUGUUCAACGACCUAUUACCAAACGAGCAUAUCAACGGCUACUUACCCCUCAAAGCACUAUGAGAAGCUUCUGAAGUCGACUCUGGAACAAACUGGUGGAGGAGGAAAAGAACAUAUGGACGACUUCGAUGAAAACAUCGUGAAGUUAGUCAUCUACUUUGAGGACCUCAAUUAUGAAAUGGUGGAGACUGUCAUAUCCUAUCCGGUGGAAAAACUCCUCAGUGACUUCGGAGGGUUGAUUGGCCUUUGGCUUGGCGCCUCUUUUAUCACGUUUCUCGAACUAGCAGCAUUUGCUGGCGAUAUAUUCAGGUACAUCGCUCGGAAAUGUAACUGUAAGUCCGAUGCAGAGAAAGUUCAACCCAUCAUGGACCAUUGGAAAUUAAAGACAAAAGAAGCAAAGGAGAGUAAGAGCUUUGAGGCUGCGAUGAAAGGACCUAAAAAGGGUCAUCUUGGCUUUGAGAACAAGGUCUUCGAUGUGAAUGAGGCGAACUGGUAGAUAGAGUGGAAAACCAGGGGAAGUGCAUAUGAGCCCAGUGUAAGGAAGUCUUCACUACAGUACUUACAAAAUAGGCCAGGGGAUGGUUUCUUCUGUAUUUUCUUAAGCAUCAAUUCUGAACUGUCUUCAGAAUUAGAAAUAUUUAGUUGGAAUGAUCAAUGAUCGAGGAUCAAUGUUGCUAUGUAGUAAUUCGACGUGUGAGAUGUUGCCCGAAUCGGAAACGUAUUCAAUGAAUAAAAAAGUAGUAGUUCAGUCAAAUAAUAUUGCUGUUU
Molecule: messenger RNA, 2885 nt
Organism: Lineus longissimus
Lineage: Eukaryota; Metazoa; Nemertea; Pilidiophora; Heteronemertea; Lineidae
Product: amiloride-sensitive sodium channel subunit alpha-like
Exons: 10
Coding region: 613-2613 (666 amino acids)
Biological process (GO): sodium ion transmembrane transport
Cellular component (GO): plasma membrane
Molecular function (GO): ligand-gated sodium channel activity
Source: RefSeq, a predicted model, not a curated record